This is a messenger RNA of Haliotis rufescens (red abalone), 4848 nucleotides long. RefSeq names its product protein phosphatase 1 regulatory subunit 42-like. The record is from RefSeq and is a predicted model, not a curated record. The coding region runs from base 278 to 1462 and encodes 394 amino acids. Lineage: Eukaryota; Metazoa; Mollusca; Gastropoda; Lepetellida; Haliotidae. Gene Ontology annotation, molecular function: protein binding. The transcript has 10 exons.
CAAGCCUUGUCAAUCAUAGUAUCAAGGCGCUACAUGUGUAAACAUCGUAACGUUUUCUAGGAAGCUUCAGUUAUUAUUUGUGCAUCAUAUGUUUCAAGGCUACAUAUUAGUAAAAUAAUGAUAUGACAUGAAGUUGAGAUUGGAUAUGUUGCAUACAUUAAAUGUAAAAAUACCGCCCAUGGAUUAUAUACACAAUAACUAUGUAUUGCCAUGUCAUUAAGCAAGCUUGAAACAUGGACAUUGCCCUAUAAUAGUUCGUGAUCUAACAGCAUCCAAGAUGCCUAAGUUGACAAUAGACCUGAUUGCCCGUGGUACAUCUGGCUAUACAAAGAAGAAGCGAGAUGAAUCAAUGCAGCAGUAUCUUCGACGAUUAACACAUCUUUACCUAGAGGACAAGUCUAUAGAUGAAGUGGGUGAGGACUUGGCAUUGUGCCGGAACCUGAUAGUCCUGUAUCUCUAUGACAACCAACUGAGUAAAGUGCCGGUUCUCCAUCACAACCAGAGCCUCACUCACUUAUAUCUACAGAACAACAACAUCUGCAAAAUAGAAAACCUUGGGCCCCUCAACCGACUUGUAAAACUCUACAUCGGUGGCAACAACAUCACGGUUGUGGAGGGGCUAGAGAAGCUGGACCAGCUGCAGGAGCUGCACGUAGAGAACCAGCAUCUGCCCCCAGGAGAGAAGCUGCUCUUUGACCCCAGGUCACUCAGAACUCUCGCUAACACUCUACAAGUGCUCAACAUAUCAGGCAAUAACCUGGACAGCGUUAAGGACCUGGAGGUGUUGAAGCGUCUCACACAGAUGAUGGCUAGUGACAACUUCCUCAAUGACAUGAAGGAGCUUGCUCAUAUUCUGGGACUGUGGCCCUUCCUGUGGAGGCUGGAGUUGAUGGGCAACCCAGUGUGUCACAAGGCCAAAUACAGGGACAGAAUUAUUGUCAUGUCAAAACAUUUAGAGAUGCUAGAUGGGAAGGAGAUCUCUGAAACAUCUCGUAAAUUUUUGUGCAACUGGCAUGCAAGCAAAGAAACACAGAAGAGAAAGCGAGAUGAACUCCUGCGGAAAGGAACGAUGAUGGCGGACAUGACUGAGAUUCAUACUGGUACAAACAAGGAUGAGGAUGUGGACAGUGCAAUAGGUGGUCACAAGGAUCUUCCUCCUGUGAAAGGACCACCAAAGAGUUCCAGUGUUCCUGGAUAUUUGAUGCCAGGGUUACCACGGAAACAGUUUGAUGAGUUGUUGGCUAAAAACAACAUGUCUGACAACACUGUCAACACCACUGUCAACAACCGUGCCAGUAAAACCCGCAGUGGUGUCCUUCGUGCCAAGUACACUGACGCGCAAGGUGUUGUCCACAUGAAGCCUGUGUCCUCUGCCCCAGUUCGUAGGCAUCCCUUCAUGAGUGUCAGCUUCGAAGUGACUGGUGGCCUCAGAAACCAGCACAUUCCUCAGCAGUUCCUUUAGAGAUGCCCGUUGUCCCACACAGAUUGCAGAAUGUUUGCCGAUUUGUGUGCCAUCUCACCAGUACGUUUUAUCUUGCACAACAGCUCCACAACGACUUAGCUUCUGUGAUGUCAUCUGUGACUGUCUUUAAAUGACCCCAGUUUAAUCAUAUUAUGAGAUACUAGUAAAGAUGACAUUGGACUGACCUUUUCAACCUUAGCUUAAUCAUUUACUCUUUCACUUCCAUGGUCAUCUUGUGUGGACUGACACAUUCACCGCUACCUAGACUAAUUUGUUAAGGGCGAUGCCAAUGCUGUCAAGUUGAUGAUUGACCUCGCCUGGAAGAGAGUCCAUUAUGUAUAAUAGGUGCCCUCAUCGAUGGUCACCUGAACGUAUCUGUGGAGCAGUGUUAAAUUGAGAGACAUUGUUGUCUCAUGAUUAAAAGUGCUACCUAACCAGAUUCAUUGUAUGCCAUUGAGAAUGAGACUUGUAUGGAUUUAUCAGAAUAAUAUUGCUAGAUUUAGAGAUAAUGUUGUUAUUUCACAUACUGUAUUUUUGUUUCAUUACUUUGCAAUGCAUAUGAAGAAAUUUUCUGAUGAAUCUUUGACAUGUGAUACAUUGUAAAUAUUAUACUGCUGUUGAUGUAUAUAUUUUGAAUUUAUUUAUUGUAUUUAAGUGUCUGUGGUGAUGAAUUAAUAUAAUACUGUUAUUGAAGUGAUGAUCAUACUGUUUGAUAUGGUGCUUACAAGUGAACUGUUAUGUAAUUAAUACAUGUAGAGAUCUUUUUCAGUCGAAUCUGGAUAAAAGCAAGUUCAACAGAGGUCAAGAUAAUUUUGUUAUUGCUAAUCUUUGUUAGUCAGCUGAACAACAGUUGCUUUUAAUCCAGGAUAAUUAUAAUUGUCCUUAUUCUACCUGAUGGAUCACCAUAUCCAACUUUUUUUUUAUCAACUUGUUUUUUUGUACAAAAAUAGACAUGUAAUAUUUUAGAAGAAGCCUUUCUUGUUAAGACUUCAAUUCUUUGUAUUAGUCACAUCAACUGACUGGAAGAGUUGUAUAUUAAAUUUCAAAAAAACAUAAUUUGGUUGGUAGGUUUCAUUUAAGUUUAACCAUACAGCUAUUGUUGGCUGUUAAUGUUAUCAUUCAAGUGAAGAACCAGGUUAGAAGUGGUUUUCUGCAAUCCAUGCUUGUUGUAAGAGACGACCAACAGGAUCGGGUGGACAUGUUCGCUGACUUGGUUGAUGCAUGCCAUCGUAUCCCAACUGCGUAGAUUGAUGUUCAUGAUGUCAACCACUGGAUUGUCUGGUCCAGGCUUGAUUAUUUACAGGCUGCUGACAUAUAGCUGGAAUGUUGCUGAGAGCUAAUAUUCUCCACAUUAUUAUUACAGGUGUGAAGUGAUACAAGUAUACUAGUUGUAAAACAAGAUGUAAGUUUCUCUAUUAAACCUUGAUGGUUGUUGUUAAAAUGCAGAGUUAAUUCUAUUCACUUAUGAAGAUCAGUGGAAUGAGUAACUGGACAUGAACAGACAUACAGCAAUGUAUAUAGACUAUUUUUUUAAAGAUAAUAUUACUAUGUAGUAUUUGAUGGUUGCCUUGAUGCUAUUGCAUGACUUGACCUUAGCAGUAUUACAGCUUCUUGAUGCACAGAGUUGGUUUUAGUGUGUUGAUAUCAUUAUCAACUAGGUUAGAGGUAUCAGUGAUAUUAAUCCAAGUGCAUUCCUUGAAAAGGUAAUAUACGUAGCUAGAAUAUGAUAAUCAUAGUAUGGAAACUAUGCUGGCCUGAAUGCUUUUCACACUUGUACUGAGAAUUUAAUAGCCUUCACGCUCAAUACAAAGUUCAGCUGAUGCGACCUCCUUUGGAGGUGAUCUCAGAUUUUUGUGCAGAGGGGUAUUGUAUCGGAGUAAAGAGCUCAUUGUGUACUUGGAGGUUUGGUUUUACCAAUAUGGGAACAUCUAUGGCCUGAGUCAAUUUAACUCUCCUCCGACUGUAAGCUUUGAUGUACUGUACUGAAAUACUGUCUGAUGACCACUCAUAAACCUAAUACAGGCAUGAACCACAAGACGUGUGGAGUGGUAUUUGAGUUUUGAAAUAUGUACUAUUGAGGAAAUUUGGAUGAGACAAUGUCCCAGGUGCUCAGCUAACAGUAUUGAACUUUCUAAUGUCUUGUGUGUUGACAUUGAGUUUAUCAUAUGGGUUAUCCACAGUGUAUGCUUAAUUGUGAUCCAAGGGAUCAUGUGAUGAAUUCUGUUUAGAAUGGUUUCACUACACAAGUUUGAUUUGUUGAUGUUGACCACACAUUACUGAGGACAUUGUCUUCAUGUGACAUGUUUGUGUCUUGUCUGUGUGCUGUAUUUAGUUUGAUUGUUUGUGUAUGUUAUACCUUGACAUUGUAGGGAGGAAAUAUGUUUGAGAGUCCAUUGUCAAUGAUGGAAAUGGAAUGGGGAUUGGAUGGCAUUGCCUAUUGUUAAAUUGGACAGUUAGAGGGAUAACUAUCUCAGAAGAGCAUCUGAGUUGGUUACCCAAAUGAUGCUCAUUUUAGCAUCUCCUCCCGAGUCAGCCGCUGGUUUGACUGUUCCAGGCCUGGGUCCUGUUCGACAGAGCGAUCUUAGCGCUAAUAUGAUCAGAACUGCCAUACUUUGACAGAGACAGAAGACAAUCGCUAGCGCUAGUACCUCUUUGUAAUCUGAUCUUGCUGGCUGAUGCAUCUAAUAUGUUGCUGAACAUGGCAAUGAACUUGCUUUCAAUUUCCUCAUUUUUCACACCUGAUUAACACAUCUCCAGCGCUUGCGGCAGAUAACUGCAUAAUUGCUGAUGCAUCGUAAAGCAAUAUUCACUCACUCAUUCAUCCCCAGAAAGGCAUUAAUUUACCUAAAUCAAAAUAUUUUAUGACAUUCAAAUAUGAUUAAUCAGAAAACACUUCUUUAUUGAUAGCAUUUACAUUGUUUCACGGGAAUAUAUGAACCUGUGUAGGCCCCUGGUAGCCUGUUAACUGAAAAGCCAUUUGAGGUGUUUUCAUCCAAAUGAAAUGUUUUCUAUUGAUGUAUGAAAAAAACAGGAAGCUUUGAAAAAGAAAUAUUUCUUGAUGAGGAUUCUGAUGGAGAAAUAUUUCUAUUAAUGAUACUUGAUUUAGCUGCUCACUUGAACUAGACUCCAUUAUUUACAGGCCAUGAUAUAGCUGCAAUAUUGCUGACUGUCAUGUUAAACAACAAACAAACAAACACUUUCUAAAAAUGUCUAAUGUGUUUGUAGACACCUGCAAUUUUUGCUCAUGUUUAGACUGAUUAUGUUGCUCUGUUAGUUUCAUAUACUGUACAUAGACACAUGUGUUGUACAGUCAUAUGAUCAGUUUGAGAGUUGAGGUUGCAUUUUGUGUUGCUUUGUAUGUCACCAUAAAAUAGUUUGAACAUGAA